Molecule: messenger RNA, 776 nt
Organism: Phalaenopsis equestris
Lineage: Eukaryota; Viridiplantae; Streptophyta; Magnoliopsida; Asparagales; Orchidaceae
Product: protein RADIALIS-like 3
Exons: 2
Coding region: 144-437 (97 amino acids)
Molecular function (GO): DNA-binding transcription factor activity
Source: RefSeq, a predicted model, not a curated record
CACCCCUUCUAAACUUCUAGCAAUAGCAUUAUUCGCCAACUGGCGCCACCCACUUCCUCCCUCCUCCUAUAAAUAGCAAUCUUCCUACCCCCAUCAUCAUAUCACAAACCAGAACAAUCAAAGCUCUCAAAUUUCACUCACCAAUGGCUUCCUCCUCCUCCUCUCGAGGCUCGGGCUCGGGCUCCGGCUGGUCGAAGAACCAGAACAAGCUAUUCGAGCGAGCGCUCGCCGUGUACGACAAAGACACCCCUGAUCGGUGGCAUAAUGUCGCCCGUUUCGUCGGCAGCGGGAAGUCCGUGGAUGAUGUGAAGCUCCAUUAUGACCGUCUGGUUGAGGAUGUGAGGAAGAUUGAGUCCGGCCAUGUUCCAUUCCCCAACUACCGUCCGAUUGGUGGUAAUGAAGAGCAGAGCCACCACAGGUGCCUGAAUUACAACUGACGAAGCAAGCUAGACAUCACCACUACUAUUGGCUAAAGUAUGAAGACUAUAUAAUAUAUGGUUAGAUUCAGGUAGAAGUAAUACUAGCUGCUGGCCAUGGGUGUAGUAGUAAUUAAGAUGAAGGUUGAUGAUGUAAUAUUUGUAUUAAGGCUACUCUAUGUGCUUUUAUUUGUGUUUUGUAAUCAUAAAAAACAUGCAUGCAUGCAUGCAUCAUGUUGUAUAUGUAUUUUUGAAGGCUGCACAUUUCGGGAUGGGAAUGGCUAGUCUUCUUGGCAUGUAACUUGUAUCAUUGUUAAGUGUGAUUAUGUUUGUUAUAUAUUUAAUGAUGAUGUCAUUAUG